CCUCAGUUGCCGUGGUGUGAUACCUGUUUGUGCACGUGGUCGGUCGGACCGUUGGGGAUGCGCGCGCAGCACAUUGGACCGCUGUCACCGUCCUCGGUUCUUCCGCCCCCUUCCUCCCUCCCUUCCUCUCUGGCAGCUCUUUUGAGACCGCAGGCCACUCUGCGCAUCCUCCGUUGGGGGAAAACAUUCAGCGAGUGUGCGCACAUUGCGUGGAUGGUAUUUGGUUUUCGGAAUAUCCAGUUCCCGUGCAUAUUAUUGCCGAGACCUUGAGUGAAGUGUGCGACAUAAUCUCUGCAAAAGGCUGAGUGACCGCACAGUGUUCACUAUUUCAUCCUCCCUCGCCCCCUUCUUCCGUCUUCGUCCUUCUUCCUUCUUCCUGUUUUCCUCGUCUUCUUUCCCCAUUCCCCCCUUUCCCCUUCCUUCGUCGUUCCCUUCCCCCCGUUCGACAGGUCUUGGUAAUUGGACGUGUGGUGACCUGGCCGAUGGUGACAUGUCCCUGGGGGGCUUCAGUAUAGCACGCUACCACGACUCCAUUCUCAACCUGUACAAGCGCGCUCAGGGCGUCAAGGGCUCGCCGUUCACGCUGCUGGCGAGCCCCUGGAGCCCGCCGCCGUGGAUGAAGACGGCCUCCAGCUCGGGGGAGCGCAGGUUCGACGGCGACGGGCACCUCAGGCCCGAGUGCGGUGCGGCCUGGGCCCGGCACUUCGCCAAGUUUGUGGAGGCCUUGAAGCAGGAGGGGAUUAACGUCUGGGGCGUCACGGUGCAGAACGAGCCGGAGGCAGCGCAGAUCUGGGAGUCCUGCAUCUAUACGGCGGAGGAGGAGCGGGACUUUGUGCGCGAUCACCUGGGGCCAGCCCUCGAGAGGCACGGUGUGAAGAUCCUCGUGUGGGACC
This is a messenger RNA of Prorocentrum cordatum, 893 nucleotides long. Lineage: Eukaryota; Dinophyceae; Prorocentrales; Prorocentraceae. The record is from the annotation of a GenBank genome assembly.